AGGGUAAUUUGCUCCUGAGAAUGCAAUAUCUGCUGAUAAUACUGAGGAGCUUAUAUAUGAUGCCAUGAUAGGCGUCGUAUUCCAAUAGGUAGACGUAAGUCACCUGAGAGGCAGCUGAUGCAAGCUUGACUGACGUGACCUGCCAGAACUGACGCUAACGCUAGAUUUCCCUGACUGUUUUUUCUGCAUUAUGAUUGGUUAGAUUGCCUGUCAAUCAAACUCCUGGCAAAUACAUUGUCGAUUGUGUUCGUCAUGGUGCGGCGCCCGCUAGUGGUUUGGUGCUCUGGGCAAUUGUCCAGUUUGCCCUGCUUCCGCUGGCCCUGCCUGUAACAACACUAUUCAGCCAGAGCGAGUUAGUGAGAGGAGGCGGGUGUGUGUGAAACUCUCAAUUCACCGUCGGAGAGAAGAGAGAACAAGAACGCGCAGCUAGUAUUGGUGUAUCAGUACUGCAGAAAAUGAGUACUGGAAUUGUUUCAGAUAUUUCAGUAUCGAUACAUAUCGAAAUAUCUAUAUUUUUGACAACACUAGCACGCACACAUAUAGGCUAUUAUAUAUUACACAAACAAAUUAGCUGUCUCUAACACAAAACCUUGUAUUGGCCCCAAAGUGCGCCAGUCCACCGGGUAUAUGCCCGGUAUUCCAGAUUACCAAUCCAGCCCUGCAUUCAGUUCCUCUUAAACUGCACAUAACGCAAACAUCCAUGAAAAUGAUCAACAAUAUCAUAAUUACCACAUUAAAAAAAACUUGCAAUUGAAAAUGUGUGCUUUUAUAUCUUGGUUUACAUGACUCAUAUGUCUAAUAAAUGAAAAAUGCAAUAAACUACUGAAAUAGACUGGAUUGUACCUGUGGUUUAAAGUCACAAAAGCCAUAUUUAGACACAUCAUCUUUUUUAUUACCAGAGAACUUUGGUUUAUGCAGUUUAUCUGUUGUGCUAAUUUGCCAUCUUUCAGAAUGAGCCAAACAAAUAACAGCAUUCUGCAACUUUCAUGCCCAGAAAUGGAUUUGAAAAGGCCCUGACUUUGCAAAGUAAAUGCAACUUUCUCUGCCAUGCUUAAAAAAAGAUAUAAUUCUCUAAGUGUCUCCAAAGCAAACACCAAUUCCUUCUGUUCUGUGCUCAGAAUCAAAAGCCACGGCCGCAGGCUUGUAUCUGCUUCUGCUAUCCUGAUGAAUAUUUACAUGCUUAAACACUCAAAUUAGAAUUCAUUAUCUUGUGUAAUCUUGGGUUUAGAUCUACAUGUGCAGUUGUUUGAUUAGUUGCUUCAGGAUAUGGGUUUUGUGCUUGGUUUGUGGGCCUUCUACCUUUUCUCACACUUGCCUUUUGAUGCUAAUGUCUGGGAAACGAUAGGCCUGUUGUGUUCAAAUUAGCAUCUCUAUUAGAAUUGAAAAGCUAUUUUUGGGGUUGAAGUUGUGUGAUCCAAACCUCUCACUCCUACUUAGCAGCAGUUUACUGAAGGUACGCACAUCAUCUUGUGGCAACAUGCUUUCAUACCGGACAUAUUACGAUGAAUAAUUUAAGAACAACACAGGAUUCAGUUGAACGAGCUUCUGCACAUUAACCGGUUUAAUGCAGAAGCUUUGCCGUAGCUAUGGGAUCAUUACAUUAUUAAAGAGAAAAUACAGCACCGGCGACCGCCUUUGUCAUUCUUGACAUUUCCUGAAACCGUCUUUGCAAUUUGACAGCAUUAAAGAUGCAUGAAUCGAAUCCACUCUAAGAAUUUUCUUUUUCCUCGAGGACUGAAAUCCUGUGCGGCUUCAAGUUUGUGAGCUUUAAAAGCUGCUUGAGGUUUAUCUCGUGCAACAGAGGAAGUGGUGCGGGAAGAAGAAUGCGUCGGCCCUAACGUUUUGUGUGUACAACAGGAUAUCCGACGCUGGGAGCGUUAGCCUCGUGUCGAGAGGUCUGUGAUCAUCUGGUGAUUCAUUUUUGCUCCUGAAAUAGAAUCAGAUUUCUUGACUCCAGAAACAUGUGGGGUGGCCAUAAUGAUGGUGACCAGCAAGGUCAUGUGAGUGCACGAAUGGAGACCAGCUUACCCAUGGGUACCACCAGCAUUUCUGUUUCCCAGCAACAGGCUCCUAAGAAGUUUGCUCCCGUUGUGGCUCCUAAGCCCAAGUUCAACCCCUAUAAACAACCUGGGGAGGGAACACAUGAGGGAUCUGGGGACUAUCCUCCACCUCCUCCACCUGCCAUUGACACCAGCGGGCUCCCACCCCCUUCCAGCUUUCCACCUCCUCCGGCCAUGGAUGAGACCUCCCUUGGCUUUCAGAUAAAAGGACCUGGGAAAACUAUAGAAGAGAGACGUUCCAGUCUGGAUGCUGAGAUCGACUCCCUGACCAGCAUCCUUGCCGACCUAGAGAGCAGUUCACCGUACAAACCACGCACGCCGCAGAAUUCUGCCAGCCCAGCUGCGACAGGCUCUAACGCCCCUGUUACUGGCUAUCGUCGCAUGGUCAUCCCACCCCAGCCCCCUCUAACAGCCACUAAAAAAUCCACUCCGAAACCACAGGCCUCUCCAACUGUCCCUACUCCGGCUUCGUCUUCUCCACGCCCCCAAUACCAGCCCGCGCCCCAGCCUGUCCCGGCGUCCUACACCACCGCCUCUACUCCGAGCCAGCCAACCUUCAAUGUUCAGGUCAGGGCCGCCCAGCCGGGCCCCCAGCAGCAGCCUGUCCGUGGUCCAGCCCAGGUACAGUACAUGCCGGCUCAACCCAGAGGCCCUGACUUUGCAUACGGGCCUCCACAGCCAGGAUUCUGCCCUGCUCCGUCUGGAGGCUACCAUGACCAGCACUAUGGUGGAGCUCCUGUUUAUGGAGGUCAGAACACAUGGAGAGCUGAACCGAGUCACCAUGCCCCUCCUCCAUCCAACCAAGGGUACCAGCCCGCUCCCCCGAAAAAAACCUACAUCACUGAUCCACCUGCCAGCCUGGCACCCUUCGGCGGUGGGCCUUCUGUUCCUCAUAAGGGUCGUCCUGAGGAGGAACUGGACCGCCUGACUAAGAAGAUGCUGUAUGACAUGGACAACCCCCCCUCUGAGGAGUAUUUUGGUCGGUGUGCAAGCUGCGGGGAGAAUGUGGUUGGUGAGGGGACGGGUUGUACCGCCAUGGACCAGGUCUUCCAUGUGGAAUGCUUCAUCUGCAUGACCUGUGGCUCCAAGCUCAGAGGGAAGCCCUUUUAUGCCGUGGAAAAGAAGGCUUACUGCGAACCCUGCUAUAUCAACACCCUGGAGACCUGCAACAUAUGUAGUAAGCCCAUAAUGGAGCGUAUCCUGCGGGCGACUGGGAAGGCCUAUCAUCCCCAGUGCUUCACCUGUGUGGUCUGCCAUCGGAGUCUGGAUGGCAUUCCUUUUACCGUGGACGCUUCCAACCAUAUCCAUUGCAUCGAAGACUUCCACAAGAAAUUUGCCCCUCGUUGCUCUGUGUGUAAAGAGCCCAUAAUGCCAUCACCUGGCCAGGAGGAGACCGUGCGUAUUGUGGCCUUAGAUCGUGACUUCCACGUGCAGUGUUAUCGUUGUGAGGACUGCGGCUGCCUUCUCUCUGAGGGGGACAACCAGGGUUGCUACCCUCUGGAUGGCCAUGUUCUCUGCAAAAACUGCAACACCAGUCGCAUCCAGGCCCUCACUGCCAAGGCUACAACUGACCUCUGAGUCACACACAUACGUACAUGCAGGUCCUUAAUACCCCUGCAUUCAUCAAAUCCUGAGAAACACCAUAUCCUGUCACAUCACUGCACACAAAUAUUUAUGCCCUGACAAAUGCACAUGUACACAUAAAGCUGUCAUUCCACUUAAGGGGCCAUGACUUGUCUUGUCGCUCAUGCACCACACACUGUGCCUUUUAUUAAAAUUGCACUCAUUUAUUCUGUCCAAACGUUUUUAUUAGCAGAUAUGUAUUCAUAAAGUUCCGCUACAGCUGCUUAUAUGCACCUAAACAAGGUAGGCCUUAACAUAUAGACAAGACUGUUAGAUUCUAACUCGGAUGUUCACAGAGCUGCAAAAAAGAAGUCCUGUUUAUUUGGGAAGUGGGUCGUUGAGAAAACCCUCAUAGAACAUCAUAGAAUCUACCUCUAAAAAGGGACCAUGCUCUCUGAUCGCUAGGAAUUUCAGUAUGUAUCCGACCUUCGGCUUUUAUUUUAUUUUUGAUCUCUACAUCAUAUUUCUACACUUUUAAAUAGAGCUACAGUACUAGUUAUACAUAAAGUCACACAAGUACACUUUCACUGCAAUGGCUUUAUCAGAUAACGCAGAUACAAAAAUACUUGGAAGUUUUAAUUACGCAUCGUUCAAACAUGGCUAUGUAGCUUUUAAACCUCCUUACGAAAUUGGAGAUUUCAUGUUUGCUAAGGUACACAAGAUAUGCUGGUAUAUAUAGUACAACCUGGACCUUGACCUUGACUCAUGCAUCACACCUGCUACACCAGCAUGUACAUCAGCAUACAGGUGUGUGUUUGUGAAUGCAUAGCCUUUCCAUUUACAUUUCUGAAUUCACCCUUUGAUAUGAAAGUUACCAAAGAGCUACAUUUACUUUCUCUGGGACAGCGUGUAUGUAUAUUAUUGUAUGCUUAUGAAAUCUAAUGGGAAGAGUAUUUUAUCCUUUAAGGACUGUGAAUGACCUUCAGUAGCUCAGAAGCCUUAAUACAUUGUGGUUCAUUCAGUGCGGUUUCCUGUUUCUUCCUCAGUGUACCGCUUCAAUUCAAGUGAAUUUAGUAAGAAAUAUUUACGCUUGGAUUUUUUUUUUUCUUUUUUUUUUUUUGUGGUUUGGUGUUUUUUUGUUGUGCUCAGUUAUCGCAUUUAUUUGUAUAUCAUGAGUAAAAAAAAUGGUGAAAAGGUAUAGGGAUAAAAAUGUAUGUAUUUUCAGAUAUGCACAGUGAAUUGUGCAAUAAUGUCACAGCAGAAUGAGAACUAUUUGGUAUUAAUUUAAAAUUAUCAGAGGAAAAACUGUCAGAUUAGGUUUAAAGUGUGACAAUCAGGGCUGAAAGGAUGUUAUAUUUUAUCUAAUUUGAUCUAAGACUUUAAGGGCUGAUGAGAGACAGCCUGAUGAUUUUAAAUUGUGAAUUUAUUGUAGUAUUAGUUACGUAAGAUAGAGAUAGACACAAAAGUAUUAUUAAAAAUAGGACAACCAGCUAGGAAUAAGGAAUAUUUUCUUUCGUAAUUUUGUGGAUGAUAUAAUUAUGCAAAUUUCUUCUUUGUUUUUGCAUUGCCACUUUACCAAGAAGAAUAUGCAGACCUUUUUUUUUAAUUAGACGAAAAAGUGUUCGAGCUGUUCUUAAAGCUACAGUGCACACAGUUUUGAGAAAAUCUGAAAUUUUGUAUGUAUAUCUACAGAGUGCCAUUAUAAAUUUUGAGGUUUAGAGAGUUAACACCUCAGGAAAUUUCCUGUCAUAUCAGUGUGCUGCAGUGAUGCCCCAGGCAACUUCCCCUCUGGUUGAAGGGUAAAUUCAGAUGUGAAAGUCAUGAUAUAUAUGCAAACCAGAUAUAAAUACCCGGUCACAUGCCCCUCUUGAUUUAUUAUGGCAGUUUGUGGAGUUUUCAAGUGUGUCAAAUAAAAUGCGCUGUAGCUUUAAGCAAUAAAAGCUUCAUUAGUGCUUCAGUGCUUCAGCCUAUACCUCCUUUUCUUAGUACCUUCUCUAUAUGUGCCUUUUCCAGAUUGUGUGAAACUGAGGUGGUGUUGUUUGAGCACAAACACAGCUGUGGCUUGUGGCUGAUGUUGUGUGUUGAGGGAUAUGAUGUUUGAAUGCUCUGUUUUGUUUUUGUUGUGUUUUUUUUCCUGUUCACACUACCUAGAGGCUAUGCAUGUUUGCUACUUGAACUGAUCUUUAUUUCCAGUUUUUAUAUAGAAAGACCAAAUAUUUUAAGACUUAAUUAUACAUUAAGUGUAUUAUGUCUUUAAAAACAUUAAGAGUGUUAUUGGAAAGAGAAUUAUUACUAUAUUACUUGGCACUAUUAGGUUGUCCUUCCUUUCUUUUGCUUUACUACUUAUUCCCAAAACCCAUCUCAAGUUCUUUUUAUUCAGAUUUAUUUGAUUUGAAUUGUAUUGUAUUACUCAUUUGAGUUGUUCAAGUUGAUUUGUUCUGUUCAAGUAUUUGAUCAGGAUGCAAUUCAAAACACAUUGUACUUAGUUUCCCAUUUGUGACCAUUACAGUAGCAAUAACUUGAUGAUUAUAUGAAACUGUUGUUGCAGAAAAUGCUGAAUACCAGCAUUAAAGUGCCUUGAAAUACAUGGUAUAGGACUGGUGGUAAGAAUAUUUGAGCUGCCAGAGGGUACUUUGAUGUUUUUUUUCUUUUCUUUUCUUUUUUUUUCUUUCAUGAAGAAAUGAUAACGUGAAAUAACCUAAUCUGUGCUCUAGUGACAAUCUAAGUAUGUACUUGGAUUCUGUUCAUACACUCUGUUUUUCACAUAGAACUUCCUCUAUAAUUAAUAAACCUUUUGAAAAACUCCA
This is a messenger RNA of Megalobrama amblycephala (Wuchang bream), 6430 nucleotides long. RefSeq names its product LIM domain containing preferred translocation partner in lipoma. Gene Ontology annotation, biological process: cell-cell adhesion. NCBI's taxonomy places the organism in Eukaryota, Metazoa, Chordata, Actinopteri, Cypriniformes, Xenocyprididae. Bases 1962 to 3638 code for a protein of 558 amino acids. The record is from RefSeq and is a predicted model, not a curated record. Gene Ontology annotation, cellular component: focal adhesion; stress fiber. The transcript has 12 exons.